AUGCGUUCGUGGUGGACAAGGCGCAUCGCAGGUUCCUGUUUCUGGGCGUCUACGCGUGCAGGCCCCACUGCGGCACGAACGCGUUCACGUACGACAACAAUCGUCCGGGCGUCAAGGCACCCGACCGCCUGGUCGAGCCGUCGUGGGAGGCUCCCACCCCGACCAACAUCCUCGCCGCAGUCAGGCGGCACUACGGCGGGUUCGUCAUCGAUCAGUACCAUUAAUUGA
Acanthamoeba castellanii str. Neff is the source of this 228-nucleotide messenger RNA. RefSeq lists its product as uncharacterized. NCBI's taxonomy places the organism in Eukaryota, Discosea, Longamoebia, Acanthamoebidae. The coding region runs from base 1 to 228 and encodes 75 amino acids. The record is from RefSeq and is a predicted model, not a curated record. The transcript has a single exon.